AUGGUUCAAUCAACAAGACUGCUGCGUCAAGCGGCACAGGCGCUUUCACGCACACCGCACCCCACGCUGUCACUGUCGCCCGCUGUCCGCUCUGCGCUGGCACCGUCCACUAGAGCACCACUCGUCGCUCUCGAAUCGACCAUCAUCACCCACGGUCUUCCAUACCCUUACAACCUCGAGGUGGCCCAGGAGCUUGAGCAGACGGUCGUCGACCAUGGUGCCGUACCAGCCACCAUCGCUCUCCUCGAUGGCAAGCCGCUCGUCGGUCUUCAGCAGCAGCAACUCGAGAGACUUGCGCAGUGCGCUAUCGACCAGACCAAGAACGAGGCGAUCAAGGCCAGCCGCAGGGAUAUCGCCCACGUUCUCGCCAAGGGCAAGGGCACUGUGGGUGGUACCACGGUCAGCGGGACCAUGGUGCUGGCACACAUGGCUGGCAUCAAGAUCUUUGCGACGGGCGGCAUCGGCGGUGCGCACCGAGGCGCUGAAUCCACUAUGGACAUUUCAGCCGACUUGACUGAACUCGGACGUACGCCUGUUGCCGUAUUCUGCUCCGGACCCAAAUCUAUCCUCGACAUCCCACGCACGCUCGAAGUGCUCGAAACGUUCGGUGUCUCGGUCACCACAUUCAACUCUACUGGCGAGUUCCCUGCCUUCUACACUUCCAACUCUGGCCUCUACGUACCUUACGCUGGCAGCGACGCACAGGCAGCUGCGUCCAUCCUUGUCAACGCCCAACUCGGUCUUCAGAGUGGCCAAGUGUUUGCCAACCCGAUCCCGACCGAGUUCAACGAGAUUGGUGCCAAAAUCCAGCAGUGCGUCGAGCAGGCAGUCCGCGAGUCGAUUGAGCAAGGAAUCGACAAGCGCGGAAAGGAAGUCACCCCUUGGCUCCUCAAGCGCAUGGCCGAGCUCAUCCCGGAGAGCAAGCAGAGCAACCGAGCCCUCGUGGUCAACAACGCCAAGAAAGCAGCCCAGGUCGCCGUCGAGCUGCAUAGGAUCGAAGAGGAUGCCAAGCGCUCGGAGGACACACAUGCCCUUGGUGGGAUUGAAUCGACUCCGUCAAUAGGAAAAGCGAGUAUAUUGAUCUUCGGAGCAGCAGCCGUCGACGUCACCUCGCAAACACGGUCUGCCGGUGCUCAAAAGCUCGCAGCGACUACAUAUCCCGGCCGCGUAUCAGUGACUCUAGGCGGAGUAGCCCGCAACAUGGCCGAGACAGCUACGCGGGUGCUGUCCUCCUAUUCAACUUCGCCCGUCAAGCUCAUCUCACCGCAUGGAAACGAUGAUUUCGGAUUGCUCCUACGGACGGGGAUGCAGCAGGUGGGAAUGCGUACUGAUGGGCUUUUUGUUCCUGACGGGAAAGGUGUGGAGAGCAGGACAGCGGUGUGCUCGUUGAUGUUGGACGAUGCAGGUGACUUGAUCUCGGGUGUUGCGGAUAUGGACAUUGGCCUCACGGCGCUCUAUCCGUGCGUCGGUGAAGGUGAAGAGCAGCUCGGAAAGCUCUUGGUGUCGGAUGCACCAGAGGCGGUGGUGUUUGAUGGCAAUAUCGGCAGCGAACAGGCAGGCGAGCUGCUGAGGGCUUGUGAAACGUAUAACGCCGGCAAGGGGGCUGACGAAGAUAAGCCAAGGCUGUUGACACUAUUCGAGCCAACAAGCAUCGCCAAGUCAAGCAUUGUUCUGAAGCACUUUGCCACCGCAAAAACGAAAGGCUUACCAGCCCAGCCGAUCAGCUUUGCCACACCCAACGCCGUCGAGCUGGAAAACAUCUACGAGGUCUCUCGACAGCUAGGACUGACUCCCACCCUCAACACCUCCACCUCGACUUCCAGUUCUAUUAUCUCGUCCAGCAUCAGCCCCACAACGCUGUCCAAAGCGGAAUCCCUUAUCAGCGCCGGGAUUUUUGCGACCAUCUUGCUCAAAGUCGGGCGUCACGGCGUCAUCACCAUUGACGCAGACCGGAUCUACCACCACCCCAUCCCCGCAGGCGAGGUGCAUGUAGUCAACACUACAGGGUGCGGAGACAGCUUUGCCGGUGCAUUUACUGCCGCGCUGUGUCACUUGCUUUCAAAGGGCAGGGUGGACUGGUCAAAGAUGAUCGAUGCAGCAGUAGAGGUCGGGCAGCGCGCAGCACGAAACACGCUUGCAUCGACAAAGGCUGUCGGAGACGGCAUGCAUCUUUUGCUCGGAAAGCAUAUGCCUUAG
Sporisorium graminicola is the source of this 2196-nucleotide messenger RNA. RefSeq lists its product as uncharacterized. The transcript is spliced from 2 exons. NCBI's taxonomy places the organism in Eukaryota, Fungi, Basidiomycota, Ustilaginomycetes, Ustilaginales, Ustilaginaceae. Gene Ontology annotation, molecular function: pseudouridylate synthase activity. The record is from RefSeq and is a predicted model, not a curated record. Bases 1 to 2196 code for a protein of 731 amino acids.